Messenger RNA from Gaeumannomyces tritici R3-111a-1, 3370 nucleotides. RefSeq lists its product as hypothetical. NCBI's taxonomy places the organism in Eukaryota, Fungi, Ascomycota, Sordariomycetes, Magnaporthales, Magnaporthaceae. The transcript has 2 exons. The record is from RefSeq and is a predicted model, not a curated record. Bases 1778 to 3070 code for a protein of 430 amino acids.
AGAUGCACUGACGCAGAAAACACCAUGUUGCCGUUCUCCACGCCCAGCUGGGGCAGGUUGGCAUCGGCGCCGAGCUCCUCGACCCGGAUCCGGUACGGCGGCCGCCACGCCCUCUUCCCGAAGUUGUGCUUGACCGUCCUGAAGGACUGCGAGACGGACAUGCGCCUGGCACAAUCCGGCAGCAGGUCCGGGAUCUUGUGGGCGCCGCCGCCACCGCACGCGUCGAUGCGCGACUGCACGAGCUGCUGGAAGCCCUUGUCGAUCAGGGCGGAGCCGGUGCCGAAGCCGCACACGGCCGCGACCUCCUCCAUCUGCGGGCAGUCCGGGUCGGCCGACGAGACGCGGCCCAGGGUCAGGUCGGUGGUGCCGCCGCCGGCGUCGAUGCAGAGGAACAGGUCGCCGACGUCGAAGCCGACGACGCUGUUCUUGAGCACUGCCACCGACGCCGCCUCGGCCUCGGUCAGGUCGAUGAUGGCCGUGUGGGCCGGGCAGGCGUCGCCGCCGAAGCCGGCGCCGGCGAUGCAGUCCUUGAAGUCCUCGAGCACCCCGACCGCCUUCCACGUGGUCGGGACGCUGAAGACGAAGCUGACGCGCAGGCCCGACCACGACGCCGCCGGGCCCCAGGACUUGCCGACCCCGAUCUGCGCCGACACCGUCUCCCGCACGUGCCGCUGCACCUCGCGCAGGUAGUCGGUCGCUAUCCGGAGGGCGUGCCGGUGCGUCUGCGGCACCUUGUAGCCCCUGCCGCUGGCUCUGCCGCUGGCCUGGGCCCGCUCAAAGGUCCUGCGGUCGACGUAGAGCUUGAAGAGCGACCAUGGCUCGGCCUGGCCCUCGGCCCGGUCGUGCGCGCAGCUGAAGCCCCAGGACGACACCUCGCCCCGGCUGUUGUAGUAGAUCAGGCUCGGGACCUUGCGCUCGUCGCCGUCCUCGCUGUGCGGCCAGUCCCGGAUGACCUGUAUCGGCGCCGCGGACCUGUCGCAACGCAUCCAGGCCACGCCUUGGGGAGAAACACGUUAGCUCGAGGGGAGGGUUUGGUGGACGAGAGAGGAGGGUUGGUCGGGAAGCCUGUACUGUACCUGUAUAGGUUGUCCCAAAAUCCACGGCCACGAUGAUAUCCGGCGCUGCCAUGGCUGCGGGGAGCUGUCAAAAGAUAUGGCUGCUCUCGCCGUCUGGACGUCAAAUGCUGACCUGAUACACUAAAUAGAGAUCACAAGGGAGGCGUGAUGAAGUGGAAGCGCCCACGUUUUUAUGAAAUGCAACAAAGAAACGAGGACAUGCUCUGGAAUCCUGGGUCGCCCGAGAUCAAGGCAAGGCUCCAUGGCCCCAGGCCCUAAUGGCCGCUUGCAUAUGGCUUUAGCUAGGUGAAAAGCAUAGACCUGGCCCUUCAGCUUGCAACGAGGGCCCGGACCAUCUGCGCCGCGGGAUAGGUGGCAACGCAGAGCCUGACCAAAAGGCCCGGCUCAUGCGUGCGGAGGCGCCGUGUGGCGAUGAGUAGCACGAGCGGCUGAAAUAAAGGCCUGGCCCAGAAUGCAUCACAAAGCAGGGGUACCACAGCCUGACCAUCUCGCUGAGCAGCCAGGGUCUGUCCUGUUGAUAUUGGGGCUCGGGUGAGGUCUGAUCUGCGUCACCUUGCCGCGGUGCCCUUAUAUGUUUGUUCCUCGCUCCUCCGGACAACGACCCAGUCAGGUCUCCAUAGCGACUGAGCAGUCAUUGUGACCCAGACACGGCCGCCUGCGUUUGACUUAUUGCCCUAAAAGCAAAUCACUACUAUCUUGCCAUGUCUACCACGACUACUACCCCGGGCAUCUCUCUGGCCACUACCCCGGGCAUCCCUCCGGCCAGCACUCCAGGCAUCCCUCCAGCCAGCACUCCAGGCAUCCCUCCGGCCAGCACUCCGGGCAUCCCUCCGGCCACCACCCAGCCAGUGACCUCCUCUACAUUGCCAACCCAUAGUCCAACAGGCUCCUCAUCGGCCGGGGUAGCCACUGGUCAGACGAAUGGGAUAGCCACUGGCCAGACGAACGGGACCACUGCCGCAUGCCCGGCUACCACCUGCGAAACCCAUGCUGGCACCAUCGCGGGCUCCAUCGUGGGGAGUGUCGUGGGUGUUUCCGCCAUCAUGCUGCUCGCCUUCUGGCUCUACGUCCGCGCCACCAAGAAGGGUAGCCACAGAAGGGAGUGGGCUGACGGUCUAGAGCUCAGCGACGCAGCGCCUCGUCACCAACAAGCCCAUCAGCAGGCCCGUCGACAAGAGCGAGGAGGCCACCAGCAGUCUUUCGACCUGGAGCCCUUCCUUCUCGAGCCGACGCCGGACAAGGUCAUCGAGUCGGAGCUGUCCUCGGUGAUACAGCUGAUGGAGCAGCACGUUGAAAACAGCUACCACACCAAGCAAGUCCCCGAGAACCAGCGCGAGCUGGUGCAGGCCCUGGAGAGGCUGGGCUUUGGGGACGGGGACGUGUCCGCCUCGCCCGAGUACAUGACGUCUCUGGCGCUCGACGGGCGCACGAGGCGGGCCGCGUUGAGGGCGGUGCUCUCCUUCACCGUCUUCUCGGCCAUGGAGUUCCGCAACGCCAGCAGAGGGCUCUCGAUCCUGCCACCGUCCGUGGUGGACUUUGCCCGCAUGGGCCUCCCCAAGGCCCGGAAGAACGGGAACCAGGAAGCAACGGCUCGGGCGGCGACCCAGUGGAGGGUCCUUUCGGCCUACCUCCUGCACCCUCACAGGAGCGAGAGGUCGGCGCUGGUGCCCAACGAGGCCGUCGUGGCACCGCAGGCCGCGGCGCUGGCGGGGGCGCUGAACGGCUUCCUAGCCCCGUUCGCGCGAGCCGGUCAGGCUGAGAACCUGCAGGACGUCGUGCUGGAGGCGGCAAGGCUCGGGUACAUGCUCUUCUCGCACCCGAGCGAAUGGAGAUUCGAGCACGCCCCGAUCCCUGCCCAGGGUGGUGGCGCUCGCGGCGGUGGGCGCCUGGUAGUGGUCGGGGCCGGACUCAUCAAGAUGUCGCCGCAUGGUGGCAGCGGCGCGGGCACCAAUCCAGUGCGCUCGAUAGCGCCUCCGGUGGUGCUGUACGUCUAGGGCAGAGUUGUCCAUGUGUCGGUGCUCCGUGUGACGACAGGGGGUGAGGAGGUUCUGGACGCUGUGUGGCGUCCAAUAUGCACCUUUCACCCCAUAAUGUCCGUUAUGAACAGCCAGACCGGUGUCCUAGACCUUCUUGACAGUUUCACUACAGCAGACUAGACAUUCAGAGAAACUUAGCGCAGUAUAUAGUUGGCGGCACCAAGGGUGUGAUUGGUUGCCUCUAUUUGCCGGGCGUCAAACAUGCACGCUUGAGCAAUUCCCACAUCUCAGCCGUAGCCUUACCUCAAUAUUCUGGCA